AUGGACCCCAAUAUCCUGAUCGAGGCCCUCCGGGGUACCAUGGACCCGGCCCUGAGGGAGGCCGCCGAGAGACAGCUCAACGAGGCUCACAAGUCUGUGACCUUCGUGUCCACCCUGCUGCAGAUCACCAUGUCUGAGCAACUGGAUCUACCUGUGCGACAAGCAGGUGUUAUUUAUUUAAAGAAUAUGAUCACUCAGUAUUGGCCGGAUCGGGAGGUGACCCCGGGAGAAGUCCCCACACACACCAUCCCCGAGGAGGACCGCCACUGUAUCCGCGAGAAUAUUGUAGAAGCCAUCAUCCAAUCUCCAGAGCUGAUACGAGUCCAGCUGACCACGUGUAUCCACCACAUCAUCAAACAUGAUUACCCGACACGCUGGACGGCCGUCGUAGAGAAGAUCGGCUAUUAUCUGCAGUCCGAUAACAGUGCAUGUUGGUUGGGUAUCCUGCUCUGUCUGUACCAGUUGGUGAAGAACUAUGAGUACGAGAAGCCAGAAGAGAGGAGCCCACUGAUAGCCGCUAUGGUGCACUUUCUGCCCAUGCUGAAGGAGCGAUUCAUCCGCCUGCUUCCUGACCCCUCCGAACAGUCCGUGCUCAUUCAGAAACAGAUCUUUAAGAUCUUCUACGCCCUUGUCCAGUACACGUUACCCCUGGAGCUCAUCAAUCAGCCCAGUCUGGCCGAGUGGGUUGAGAUUUUGAAGACCGUGGUGGACCGGGACGUUCCUGCAGAGACCCUCCAGGUUGAUGAGGAUGACAGGCCGGAGCUGCCCUGGUGGAAGUGUAAGAAGUGGGCUCUGCACAUAAUGGCCCGGCUGUUCGAGAGGUACGGAAGUCCUGGAAAUGUCUCCAAAGAAUAUAAUGAAUUUGCAGAAGUUUUCUUGAAGGCUUUUGCAGUUGGUGUUCAACAGGUCUUGCUGAAAGUCCUGUACCAGUAUAUAAGGAGAAGCAGUACAUGGCGCCCCGAGUCUUGCAGCAAACGCUCAACUAUCUCAACCAAGGAGUGUCACACGCCAUGACCUGGAAGAACUUGAAGCCGCACAUCCAGGGCAUCAUUCAGGACGUUAUUUUCCCUUUGAUGUGCUACACGGACUCUGACGAGGAGCUGUGGCAGGAGGACCCCUAUGAGUACAUCCGCAUGAAGUUUGAUGUAUUUGAAGAUUUUAUCUCCCCGACCACCGCAGCUCAAACGUUGCUGUUCACGUCUUGCAGUAAAAGGAAAGAGGUGUUGCAGAAAACGAUGGGAUUUUGUUACCAGAUUUUAACGGAACCGGCUGCAGAUCCCCGCAAGAAAGAUGGCGCCCUCCACAUGAUCGGCUCCUUAGCAGAGAUUUUACUGAAGAAAAAGAUCUACAAAGACCAGAUGGAGUUCAUGCUGCAGAAUCACGUCUUUCCUCUCUUCAGCAGCGAGCUGGGCUACAUGCGAGCCCGGGCCUGCUGGGUCCUUCACUACUUCUGUGAAGUGAAGUUCAAGAUUGACCAGAACCUGCAGACAGCCUUGGAGCUGACCCGGAGGUGUCUCAUUGAUGACCGGGAGAUGCCAGUGAAAGUGGAAGCUGCCAUCGCGCUCCAGGUCCUAAUCAGCAACCAGGAAAAAGCCAAGGAGUACAUAGCGCCCUUCAUCCGGCCGGUCAUGCAGGCUUUGCUGCAUAUAAUCAGGGAGACAGAAAAUGACGACCUCACCAACGUGAUUCAGAAGAUGAUCUGUGAAUACAGCGAGGAGGUCACGCCCAUCGCGGUGGAAAUGACGCAGCAUUUAGCGAUGACGUUUAAUCAAGUCAUUCAGGCGGGUUCAGAUGAAGAGGGCAGCGAUGACAAAGCGGUGACGGCAAUGGGAAUCCUCAAUACUAUAGAUACGUUACUCAGUGUGGUAGAGGAUCAUAAAGAGAUCACUCAACAGCUGGAAGGAAUCUGCCUGCAGGUCAUCGGAACGGUCCUACAGCAACAUGUUCUAGAGUUUUACGAAGAAAUCUUCUCCCUGGCGCACAGUCUCACCUGCCAGCAAGUUUCGGCCCAGAUGUGGCAGCUCUUGUCUCUGGUGUUUGAGGUUUUCCAGCAGGAUGGCUUUGAUUACUUCACAGACAUGAUGCCUCUCCUGCACAAUUAUGUCACGGUGGACACUGACACCCUUCUGUCUGACACCAAGUAUCUGGAGAUGAUCUACAGUAUGUGUAAAAAGGUCCUGACGGGAGUGGCGGGGGAGGAUGCUGAAUGUCACGCAGCUAAACUUCUAGAAGUCGUCAUCUUACAGUGUAAAGGGCGUGGAAUUGACCAGGUCAUACCAUUGUUUGUGGAAGCCGCCCUGGAGAGGUUGACUCGGGAGGUGAAGACCAGUGAGCUUAGGACGAUGUGCCUGCAGGUCUCCAUAGCUGCGUUGUACUACAGCCCUCCGCUGCUUCUCAACACCCUGGAGAACCUUCGUUUCCCCAACACGGUGGAGCCGGUCACCAGUCAUUUCAUCAAACAGUGGCUGAAUGACGUGGACUGCUUCCUAGGGUUACACGAUCGGAAAAUCUGCGUCCUCGGCCUGUGCGCCCUGAUAGAACUCGAUCAGAGGCCGCAGAUCCUGGGCGAAGUCUCCACGCAGAUCCUGCCCGCCUUCAUCCUCUUAUUCAACGGUCUGAAGAGAGCAUACGCCUGCCAUGCAGAGCAAGAGAACGACAGCGAUGAUGACGAGGAUGGAGAGGACGACGAUGAAGCCGAGCUGGGCAGCGAUGAAGAUGACAUCGAUGAGGAGGGACAGGAAUAUCUGGAAAUGUUGGCGAAACAAGCCGGAGAGGACGGCGAUGACGAAGAUUGGGAGGAAGAUGAUGCGGAGGAAACGGCACUAGAAGGUUAUACGACUCUGAUCGAUGACGAGGAUAACCCCGUAGACGAAUAUCAAAUAUUUAAAGCUAUAUUUCAGAAGCUGCAAGGACAGGAUCCUGGCUGGUAUCAAACGCUUACUCAAGGACUCAGCGAAGAGCAAGGAAAACAAUUACAAGACAUCGUCACGCUGGCAGAUCAGAGGCGAGCAGCUCACGAAUCCAAAAUGAUCGAGAAACACGGAGGCUACAAAUUCAACGCUCCAGUUGUGCCAAGUUCCUUCAAUUUUGGCGGGCCCGGCAUGAAUUGA
This is a messenger RNA of Staurois parvus, 3110 nucleotides long. The record is from the annotation of a GenBank genome assembly. NCBI's taxonomy places the organism in Eukaryota, Metazoa, Chordata, Amphibia, Anura, Ranidae.